Molecule: messenger RNA, 839 nt
Organism: Suillus clintonianus
Lineage: Eukaryota; Fungi; Basidiomycota; Agaricomycetes; Boletales; Suillaceae
Exons: 6
Coding region: 385-654 (89 amino acids)
Source: RefSeq, a predicted model, not a curated record
CUUUGUCACAGACGCAGACUUAGAGUCUGCGCAGACCUGCACCCAGACCGGCCGUAACUUACACAUUCACACAUAAGCAAGGUUUCUCCUGCAGCCGUUUUCUACGUAAAUCACAUACUGGAAUUCAUCGCCAACGCCGCUAGAUUUUUUCCCUACGCUCAUCGCAGUGCGAUAGACGCAGCUCAUACUCAAGCCGGAGAAAGUCGGAGUGUGUUCUCGAGAGCAACCUGGAUGUGAAGUCGAGAUAACAUUUAGCUGCGCAGUAGCCUAACUGACGUAGAGUAUGCUCCUAUAAGAAAGGUAUCGAUCAUGAUGCAUGAUGCAUUGAUGGCUUGCCACGUCUGCGUUUCCCACCAGGUCUCAAAUUGAAUCAGUGCUCAGAAAAUGACAUUUGACCCUGGCCGGACCCCAACCACCUUGCUCGUGUUGAUUUCCAUGCUGUUGGCCUCUGCAGGCUUGCCCUCGUAUCAAGGAGUAUUCAGGUCUGUCUUUGCCAGCUCUUUCUCCUUCCGUUAUGUAUCGCACGAUGUAAUGCACGCUCCGCGUGAUUCCGAAUCUAGUGUAACCAAUAUAAUGAUUGGACAGCGCGUGUCGCCUACCGGCGGCCUACGCAAAACAUGGCCCUCGACAUCCGUCCCACCGCCCAUCCUAUGACUGUGUCAAGCGUGCACAGCGAGUACGGUCUCGAGAUAUCUGUCAUUCAAAUCAAUCAAGGGCAUAGCCAUCGUUCUUCGAAUCAGCCCCGAGUCGUUGCUCAUUAAAACAUUAAUUUUCGGGUCAGUGCGCUGGUGUGCUUGUACUUAUACCCCCGGAUAAAGCAUUGUACAAUUGAUGUUGCU